AUGCUUCGGGUAAUCGCCACAAGAAACUGUGCCGCAAGGCAGCUCCACAGCUCCUGCCUCUUGAGAAAGCCGCUUGACUUUGCCACCAGCGAAACAACCCGCUCUAAAAGCAAGCCAUUCAGUUUGGACAAUGUUUUCAUCGAUAAGGCUGCGACCAAUGGCGACAAGUCUAAUCGGUUUGCCACCAUGUUCCGCAACGAUGACAAGCCCAGACCAAAGAACAACGCCGGACCCCGUGGUGGAUCCUAUUCUGGUAAUAGGUUUAACAAGGCCGAUGCCAAAAAACACGAUGUGGAAAGAAAGCCUCACAGAAGAAUAGUGCGUUUUGAAUUCAACACCGGGACCUUGCAGUCCCAAACCGCGUUGAAGGCCUUGAUCUCCAAAGUUCACGAGCAGAAUAGCCACUACAAAGUCAAGUAUGUUGAUCCUGAAUCGAGCAGAGUUGUCUCCAAGUUUUUGGUGGAUAUCACCAACAACCUCGAUCUCAAGCAGCACGGGUUGUCGUUGAUCGUCAAGGAAGGCGAUUUGCCCAUGUUGAAGAGAGUCAAGGUGGAGGAGAUGGUCAAGAACUAUUCGCAGCAGUUGGCUCUUGAAAAGGAGAAUGAAUUGUUACAAAAGGGAAGCAUAGUAGCUCAGAAGGUUGUCAAACAAAGAUUGAGAGCAGAGAAGAAAAAAUCAGCUGCAAAGACGUUAACUCUUUUCUGGAAAAUCAGCAUCGGUGACUUGAGAAAUCAAAAGAAGCUCGAAAUCGAAAGAAAGUUGAGUAAGGGAGAAAAAUUCACAUUGUAUCUUAAGAGCAAACUGCAUUUUGUCGAGGAGGUUGAAGACGGUGAAGUGGAAGAGACGGCUCCUCACAGAAGCGAAAACAUUUUGCAUUCAAACAAGUUCAAGGAUGAACAGGAAUUAAACAUCGAAUUGAAAAGAAGACAGAUGAUUUACGAAGGGCUUGUUUCUAUCUUGGAUGAUUUGCCAUGCACAUAUAAGGUUGAGGGUAAAAGUGAAACUAGGUAUAUUAUAUCUAUAGCUCCAAAGGAGACGGAGAGUCCAAAAGCUGUGGAAGCCAAAGAUUCAGACAAGGAAUUGAAAAAGCAAAAGAAAUUAAUGAAGCAAAGAGAACGGGAGCAAAAAUCCAAACCAAAGACCAAGGUGGAAGACUUGGACUCGUUGUACUCUUUCAAGUUGGACGAUUAA
Molecule: messenger RNA, 1191 nt
Organism: Suhomyces tanzawaensis NRRL Y-17324
Lineage: Eukaryota; Fungi; Ascomycota; Pichiomycetes; Serinales; Debaryomycetaceae
Exons: 1
Coding region: 1-1191 (396 amino acids)
Source: RefSeq, a predicted model, not a curated record